This is a messenger RNA of Monomorium pharaonis (pharaoh ant), 4779 nucleotides long. It is a transcript of the gene dsx-c73A, whose product is annotated as mucin-5AC. Bases 2909 to 4192 code for a protein of 427 amino acids. Lineage: Eukaryota; Metazoa; Arthropoda; Insecta; Hymenoptera; Formicidae. The transcript has 5 exons. The record is from RefSeq and is a predicted model, not a curated record.
UAAAAAUGUUUCAAACAAUGUCAUUAUUAAAUGCAGCUCACAAGUUUACCUAAGAUUUUUUAGAGUGUACAAGCAUACACUCAGAAAAAAAUUAGUUAAUUUUUAUAUAGAAAAUUCGCCAAAAAUUAUGUGUAAUUGCUCUUUUAUAUGUAUUUUACUAUACUAAGUUAGAAACUUUAUCCUGAUUUUUUUUAAUUAAUCUAUUUAUUUGAAAUUGUGCAUUUAAAAAAUUGUAAUUUUUUUAAAUUCCCUUAUAAAUUUACACUAGAAAAGACGUUACUACUCGGUUUAUAGUCGAGCACGGUACUUUUUCUAUAAUUUUUUUCUCAGUGUACGCGUUAUUUUCUGAAAUUUUACCGUUCACCUCUAUAACUAUUUUCUUUUACUUCGCGUCCCUCAUUAAGAGAAUAAUUUAAUUGUCAUAUUGUUCACAUAAAUGGCCAAUGUUUAAAAACUUCGCGAAUGUUUAAAAACAUUGUUGUUUGCGGUCUAAGCGUGGAAACUCCAUUCUCUGCCCGCUACAUUGUGCGGUUUACUAUGACGGUGGAGGAGGCGCAGAAUGGGGCGGGUACGAAAAAUUCCCGAAUAGCGGACAGUUUGCCAUUGUGCGUAAAUAUAAUUUAUCUAUCUGGAAAACAAUUGGACCUCCUUCCAACACGAACAAAACGACGAACAAAACCCGUAGGCGCGAGUCACACUUCACAGAGCUGUGAUGUGUCCGUGAGAGAUUUAACACGCGGCAAUCGACGCGUUACAGUUUCGAAAUCCCGAUUCGCGAUUUAAUCAAUGUCCUUUAUCGCGAUAUCCCGCGCGUGUCCAUCCACUCGAAACGAUAGACGUUCCUCCUUCUUUUCCUCUCCUUCCCCUCUCUCUCUCUCUCUCUCUCUCUCUCUCUCUCUCUCUCUCUCUCUCUCUCUCUCUCUCUCUCUCUCUCUCUCUCUCUCUCUCUCUCUCUCUCUCUCUCUCUUCGCAGUCACCGCUCGUGUCACAUUCUCGCUUCCGUUAUAUCCCGAGUCGCGCAUCCGUCGCACCGUAGUAGGUACAUAUACUCAGCAUACGUGAGAUACAUAUUCUAAUGAAGCGUAAUGUCUAACAUCUGAUGCCUGCGGUGUCCGCCGCUCGCACCCGCUCGUUCGCUCGCUCGCGCUCGAGCGCGCGCGCGGGCGGGCGCAGUUGAUACGGCCUUGCAAAUGCAACGAGAUAACGGCUCGUAUGGUCGGUUUGUACCGAAUGACCCAAUUUCACCAGUGUCGUAUGGCAUACGUGCGAUAACUGUUGCGGCACAAGCACCGACGCGCGGACAAGAUCGAGCACGUGAAAGGAAAAUACGUAGGCAGGCGGGCAGGCAGGCAGAUAAGCGGUCAGCUCGCCAUGGACCGAUGCACGGACAUCCAGGAAGAAACGAACAAAUAAACGAACAAACUCGCGCGCGCGCGCGCACGCCUCUCCCAACCAUCUAUCUCCUCGCCCCACCUAAGUCCUAUCUGUCGACGUAUAAAUGUUCAGACGUGAAAAACGCGGUCGGAGAGAAGAUCGAGAGAGAGAGAGAGAGAGAGAGAGAGAUUAUGCACACACGUAUACGCGUCGGCGAAAGGUCGUCCGAUAAAGGAAAAAUUCCCGCGAGGACGGAGAGCGACCUCCGGACCACCGGGCGACUCUCGACGAAAGGGGCACAGACGAGCGAGGAGGGUUUACGGUGUAAUUGGAAAACGUCUCGGACACGCGCUUUGCGCGGCGGAAAUUCUCUAUGCAGCGCGAUUUUGCCAAUCCGUCGUCGUCGUCGGAACGUAACGCUGGAUUGCGAACGGGACGGAUGGAACAUGCCCGAGUGUUCGAACUUGACACGUAGCAAUUACACCUCGGUCGUUCCCCGUAUUUGCAUAAUUUCGCACGGUAGGCGCACUUUUUCUCUCGCUCUCUCGGACGAACGGGAGAACCCAUGCAUACACAUCCCCUUCCUCCACCCCCCUCCCGUGUUAUUAACUGUAGGUUAUCACGCCUCCGGAAAAAAAGAAGGAAAAGAUCGUAUUUCAUUUAGUAGUGCAAUGCGAGUAUAAAGACGUUAAAGACGUGGGACGUGGAUGGACAGAAAAUUACAGGGAGAGAGAAAAGAUAUGUGGUAUGAUAAAAGGGAGGCUGGACUGACUGCGAGAGGCUUCGCCAAGUGGAGUGCACUUGGGUUCGUCGUGAACUUCAACCGCGCUCAGAAAAAAAUCUAAUUACCGUUGCGAGAACGAAGAGCAUCACGUCCUGUUAAGGUCGUAGUGUCGAAGCACACAUUCGGACAGUACUAAACGGAAAAUGCGUGAGUGCCAUAUUACCCCGUCAUCGCGUCGCGCGCAAUCUUCUCGGCAAACCGCAGAUGAACGCGAUCUAUAAUCCUUUCCCCUCAUUAUUCGACACCAACGUGAAAAAGCAAAAGCGAUUAUUAAAAAAAAAGAGAAAGAGAGAGAGAGAGAAAGAAGACGCGCUAUACGAUGCAAACGCAAAGAAAGUAAGCGCAAAAGUGAAGACACCACCGGCGCACGUCUCCGUUUAAGUCUGCCUCAACGCAGUCUGUAAUUCAUGUCGGAAGUCAGAAUGGAAUCCCAUUGCUAAUUUUAUUUGCUGUAUAAUGUAAAAAAUCUUGGAAGAAUUAGAAUGCGCGCGCAUAUACAUACAUGUAAUUAUAAGUGGAAUUCUAUCCUGAUGCCUGACGCGAAUUACAGAUUGUCCGAGGCAACAUAUUCUACGAUAGCUAUAUAACUAACACACAGUAUGCAUAUCUUAUUCACGCAGAUUUUCUAUCUAAGCGAACCGGUCCUCCAGAGGAAAGCGUCGCUUACAGGACGAGGAAGACGCACAGCUCGCGCGUAGAAAAAUACAACAGCGGAAGCGACUACUUUCCAUAAUAUCGAUAUACUAAAGGAUGCGGGCCAUUCAGUGCUGCGUUUGCGUCGCGUUGCUGCUGAUGACGGCGUCGGCCGUUCCGGCGUCGUCGAAAGCCGACGCGGCCAAGAUCAAGAAGACGACAACGAUCGCGAGCGGAGGCGAGCGUAAGAACGCUUCGGCGAUUACCGCGGCGACAACGACGGCGUCCAGGCCGACUCAUCGGGCGAACGCCACGUUACACUCGUCAACGACGACGGCAACGGCGCCGAAGACGGCGGCGGCAGCGGCCACGUCCGCUGCGACGACGCUCAAGCUACCGACGGCCUCGUCGACGACGAUCGCGACACCGGUGAGGACGACGACGGCGAGGACAGCGGCGGCGGCGGCGUCGUCGUCGUCGUCGUCGUCGUCGUUGUCGUCAGCGUCGUCCACGACGAGCCUGCCGACCUCCCGUAACCCGCAGCAGCACGGUGGCGUUUCGAGUGGUCCUGUCACCUACAUCACCGAGACGUCGCCGCGAAUAAUCUCGCCCACCCAGCAUACCGCGGCGACGGUGCUGUCGUCGAGGAAGUCGGCGGCCUCCGCGACCGCUGCCGCCGUCGUCGACGUCACGACCACUCCGCCCCUCACGGCCAAGGAGACGCGGGAGUCGCCCGGGAAGAUUAGACCGCAAAUCAAACUCACGACAAAUUACACCACCGCCAGCGAGACGGGGGUACGGCUGCCGGAGGGAGCGAGCGCAGCGCUCGAGAAGCCGACCAAGUAUCAUUACUACCCGCACAAUCAGCAUAUCUACUUGCUGCCGGAGUGCGCCGUCCAGCAGGUGUGCAACGCCGUCUACGUCCGGCUCAACUUCACCCAGCCGCUGUGCGCCUGUCCCGGAAGGUACCGGGAUCCAUGCAGCGCGUCCCUGGACAGCGACGACCUGCACACGACCGAGCUGGUGACCGAUCCGCGAACCAAGGCCUUGACCUUGGUGAAAACGUGCGAGCCGGUCGCCGAGAUGCGAGAGUGCCGAGCGUCGCGGGACUGGUCCCUGUUGGCGUUGCAGAACGUGCGUACGGGAAAGUCUCACUAUCUCGUAAUAUGCCGGUGUCCCGACACAAACAUACUCGAGGGACCUAUGAGCCACGAUCAGCCUACUUACGCCAGCGUCCCGGGUAUUCGAGUGUACGGAAUGAUGUGCGUUCAGGGAAACAGAAGGGGACGGCCGCUACGAUAUUCGCGCAGUGUUUCAGAACAAGCAGACAACGAAGAGAAACCACGUUUUCCUUGGGACAAAGUGCGACACCUGAUGGCGACGCCGUCCGUUUGGGAAUAGUUUCGCGGAAGACGCGAGGUCCCACCCCCUCUGCCAUCGACGAAUUUACGCGUUAAUUUAUAAUGCUAUUAUAUUAAUAAUUUCUCCCCGCCAUUUUCAAAUCCCAUACCCGAACUCUCUUCAUUCCCCCUACCAUCUCCCUCUUAUUAUUCUCACGCCUCCUUAAUCCUCGAACGGGCACACGUGGUAUAGAGUAAAUUGAUAAUAAUUGUUGUUAAUUUCACCCUACGUGAUGAAUCUCUCAUUUAACAAAUUAUUUUUGUUCUCUCGAUUGUUGAUUGUAGAAAGUAAAAUCGAGAAAAAGCAACUUUAAAAAAUUUAACAAACGUACACAACAGUGUGUCCGCACGAGGAAUGAUUGACACAAUAGGCGAAAUCGCCUAUGCGUGUAAUUUUGUGUGUAUUCUUAUCUUUACGUAAUUACUCGUUUUAAUAUUUAUUAUCCAUGAUUUCUAUGUUAUUUAUAUUUGAGCCGUCGAUUAAUUACACACAACAUACAAUUCGAUAAGAUACGAAUUAAGAUAAGAAAGACAAACAGCUUCGCCUUUGAUGUAAAGAGUUGAUCAAUUGCGUGUAAUCUUAAAGAA